Messenger RNA from Tuber aestivum (summer truffle), 2552 nucleotides. The record is from the annotation of a GenBank genome assembly. Lineage: Eukaryota; Fungi; Ascomycota; Pezizomycetes; Pezizales; Tuberaceae.
ACGUGCGACCAGACCCAACCCUCCGGUCGGAAUACUCCAAGUUUGUCUUCUCCCCUUUCCCUCCCUCGCAUCCCCCCAUCCGUUAAAAGGUGGUUAUUUUGCAUACAAUGCUUGCCAGUUAAUCCCAGUGGCCAAAGCUGUACCGGGAAUGGAGGAGUUUCCUGUGCGUCAGCUGUUUGUACUGUGCAAGUUUUUCGUUUCUUUCCCCGCCGCUACUUGCUUCCUCCCCAACCCGUGCUUGCGUUUUCACCGGAGAUGGAAGGGGGGCAGAUUUUUCGUAGUGGCGUUAUGUAGGAUCUGCGAGCCUAUUUCGUUCUGUUCCAAUCUUCCGUAUAUCUAUUAUAUGAUUGAGUCGCUGGCAGUUCGGUUUGUUCCAUACUCUUCCUCUAGUAGUAUUGUAGUGGAGAUGUCAUAUGUGACUGAUGAUUAUGGUAUUUGUUUACAGAAAAGCGCUAACGAAAUCGCUGUCUACGCUGGUAUGGUCACCGGCGCCUUUGCAUUUGCCGAGUUCACGACCGGGAUGAGGUGGGGCAAGAUCUCAGAGAUAUUUGGGAGAAAGCCUAUAUUGAUCAUGGGCCUUGUGGGGGCUAUGUUCUCCAUGAUAAUAUUCGGAUUUGCAAAGAGUUUUCCUGUAGCGUUGAUAGCCCGCGCUGUUGGUGGGGCCUUGAAUGGGAACGUUGGAGUAAUUCAGACCACUGUCGCGGAGCUGGUCACUGAGAAGGAAUAUCAAGGUAUGACGAAUUGGUUGGUUAUAUUGGAGGCACUAAUGGCGAUGUUGACAGUUGUUCAGCUAGGGGCUUUUGCGGUUAUGCCCUUUGUCCGGUGUCUAUGGUCUAUUAUCGGUCGCACCCUCGGCGGUCUCUUGGCCGAGCCCGUGAAACGAUACCUGGCAGUGUUCCAUUCUGGCGGUGUCUUGGAGGAGUGCCCCUAUCUCCUACCCAACCUGGUAUCCGCAAUUGUCCUGGUGGUGGGAAUUAUCAUUGGGACAUUGUUCCUAGAGGAGGCUCAUGAGAUUCUCCACGAGAAACUAGAUAUUGGGGUUAGGGCUGGAAGGAAGAUAGCCAAGGCCCUGUUCGGCUGCGACCAUUUCUUUCCCUUUCCCCAUACAAACGACCUUUCCCUUCCGUUUUGGAGGUCCCAAACGGAAUGGGGUGUUUGGCAACCAACACAACUGACCGUUCCGUUUGAACAGAGUUCUUGCCCUACACAAGCAGUACCAAAACCUCAGGUUAUGUAUAUAGAGAAAAUUAAAAGCAAAUAGAAUAAAUUCCUUCCGCAUAUGAAAAAUUAAUCUAAUAUUUUAAAUUAAUAUCAAUAUCCUAUCUACAUAAUUGACACCUUCUUUGUACCCUAUCUAGAACUUCUACUUUUGCUCUUUGUUUCUCAAUUUAAUAGCAACAAAUAACAAGGUUAAUAAAAUCAAUAAAGCCAUAAUGCAGGGACAGAUUUGGAAUUGUGAUUUUUGAUACGGAAGAGAUAGACAAUUUUAACACAUUAAUAUGAACUGAUUGUGAAAAACAUUUACAAGACAUCAUUCAAGGACAAAUUUUCAAGAUAAGAACCAAUAGGGUAUCUCUGUCAUAAUAAGUAGGUCAAUUACUAGGUCAAAUACAGUAGGGUUUCCAUUCACAAAAGGUAGGAAACGGAAGGCAACCAUUUCUGUCAAACAAACCAUUACAAAACGGAACGGAACGGUUGCUUACGGUUCCGUUUUUGCCGAACAGGGCCCAAGUUUUUCGGGAGACAAAGCAAUUAUGAGGGUAAUAUUGAGGGUGUGGAAGGAUACGGCUCUCCCACUAACGAGGAGGGAGGGCUAUUAACCAGUGGUAGUAUCAUAUGAUAGUGAGGGUGGCACAUUUCUUAAUGCCCCAGCGACGAAUAAUACGGAGGAGGAUAUGUAGGAAAGAGACCUCAAAUCGCCAAGACAUUCGCCACCCCCGGUCAUAGCACUAAUCGUGUCAUAUGGGAUAUUGGCAUAUCACACCAUGGGCUUUGAACAACUCUUUCCUGUCUUUCUAUCGACCCCUCAGGCCGCAGGACCCCCGCAUUAUCUAUUCAAAUUUACUGGCAGCUUUAGUUUGGACACCCGGUCUAUCGGCCUCAUCUUGUCGGCACAAGGUGUCGUUUCGAUGGCCAUCCGGCUCUUUCUCUUUCAACCCAUAGUCGAACACUUUGGAACCCUAAGCGUUUAUCGAUUUUGCAUGUUUCUAUACCCAAUAUCUUACUUCAGAGUUCCAUAUAUUGAUUUUCUCCCCCCGUCGCUUUCGGUGGCUGGGGCCGGCACCGUCCUUCUUGUGAGGGUCGCCUUUUCCGUUCUUGCAUACCCCUGCAACGUGAUCUUGCUCACCAACGCCGCUCCAUCCCUUCUUGUCCUCAGCGCGAUCGACGGCAUCUCUGCCGGUGCUGUAAGCCUCUGUCGAGCUUUUGGCCCGACCAUUACCGGAUCAAUCCACACUCAAGGCCUCGGUUGGGGAAUGGUAGGUCUUGCCUGGUGGGUCAAUGCUGGUAUUUGUGUGACCGGUGGCAUUCAGUGCCUGUGGAUGAAAGAGGAA